Zygotorulaspora mrakii is the source of this 2133-nucleotide messenger RNA. It is a transcript of the gene DPB2, whose product is annotated as DNA polymerase epsilon noncatalytic subunit. Gene Ontology annotation, biological process: DNA-templated DNA replication; error-prone translesion synthesis. The record is from RefSeq and is a predicted model, not a curated record. NCBI's taxonomy places the organism in Eukaryota, Fungi, Ascomycota, Saccharomycetes, Saccharomycetales, Saccharomycetaceae. The transcript has a single exon. Bases 1 to 2133 code for a protein of 710 amino acids. Gene Ontology annotation, cellular component: epsilon DNA polymerase complex. Gene Ontology annotation, molecular function: DNA binding.
AUGUUUAGCAGUGGUAAUGUGCUUCCUGUGAAGAUUCAGCCUCCGCUGUUGAGACCACUGGCGUACAGGGUUCUGUCCAAGAAAUAUGGAUUGAACAUCAAAUCCGAUGGAUUGACAGCACUGGCAGAGUUCGUAGGAAAAAGUUUCGGUAUGCAGUGGAAACUGAACAAUGUUACGUUACAAUUUCUCGAAAAGUUUGCGGUUGUGUGGCGACAGCAGGAGCGUGGGGUGUUUAUAGAUGAGCAGGGUGUCAAGGAUGUGAUAACAGAAAUGCGCGAAAGGGAGAAGGUCAAUUCUGCAACGACUGCGGCCACAGCUGGUAAUGGAGCUGGAGCUCUUGAAGAAUCAUCAAAAAAACAGAAACAAAGCACUUUAGACAAGCUUCUCGGGCGAGAAACACAGGAAGAUUCGGCAGAACAAGAUACAGAACAAUAUGCAGGACAGAACUUGGCAGCUGUUUCACCAAUCUCUGCCUCCGUAUCUGUGAUUGACGAUGCUGAAGAGAGAGAGACCACAGCGGAAGAGGAAGAAGACCAAUUAGAUUGGAAAGAUUAUUUCAAGAUCAUUAAUGCAUCAGAGCAGCCGAAAUAUACCUAUGAUCCAGUUAAAUUACAAUUUGUUUUCAGUUCUAUUGCAUCAGAUGACACUGAAAAAGCUAUGCAGAAGUUCAAGCUACCUGAUAUAGAAUUCAAAAUUUCUCUAUAUGCGACUAGAUUGUACCUGGUGAGGGAUAGAGUUUUAAGAAAUGAGAACUUCCAGAAAAGCGAUGAUUUCAACCCACUUUCGUCAAUCGUGGCUAUGAAGGAGGAUUUAACAAGCACCGGCAGCUUACCAAAGUUAUUUACAUCUAUGUCUAUUACACAAAUAAAAAAUUUGGCUGGUCGCGAUGGACAAAACUUCCUACUAUUAGGCCUUCUAGCACAGAAUGCUAGGGGAAAUUGGUCAUUAGAAGACCCAUCCGGCACUGUAGAGAUCGAUAUAUCCCAAGCUGUCCCAACAAAUGGACUGUAUUACGUUCCUGGAUGUAUUGUGCUAGUGGAAGGUCUAUAUUUUACAGUAGGUAAUAGAUUUCACGUUUCGGCUAUGACGCAUCCUCCAGGUGAGAAAAGGGAAACAACUUUGGAAGCAAUUGGGAAUUUGGAUCUUCUCGGGAUCCAUAGUUCAUCAAGUUCGAACUUUGUACCGAGAUUGGAUGCUGACUUAAAAGUGAGGUUACAUCUUCUGGAGCGAGAGCUGGUCGAGCAUAAAUUUACAUUCUUAGGUGGUGAUAUAUUCCUAGAUGAAAUGUCAACUUUUGCGGCCCUGCGCAAAGCAUUGAUGAUCUUCGAAAAUGAUCCACCCACGGUGAUAGUAUUUUAUGGUUCCUUUUCAGCAGUUCCUGUUCAUGCAUCCAUGAGCAGCAAAAACGUUAGCUCCACUACUCAGUAUAAAAAGAACUUUGAUAGGCUUGCAGAUCUUUUUGCAGAAUUUGAAAAUGUUUCUCAGAACUCGACGUUAAUCUUUGUUCCUGGCAUCAAUGACCCAUGGGGGUCCAUGGUCUCCCUUGGUGCAGCGUAUUCUUGGCCGUUACAACCACUAUCUCCAGAAUUUAUACAACGGAUGAGGAAAGUUUGCAAAAAUGUCAUUCUUGCAUCUAAUCCAACUAGAAUUGCAUACCUGUCCCAAGAGAUUGUUAUUGUCAGAGAUGACAUGACAGAUCGUUUCAAGAGACACAGUGUUCCCUUUCCAGUGAUCGAGGCCACAGAACAAGAAAGUGAGUUGGAUGCCAUGAAAGUGGAGGAUGCGCGAUCCCAGGAAAAAAUAAGUAUAAGUCAAUUAGUCAAACAUAGGGACCAGCUCCCUGCCAGAAUCAAAGAAUCGCGAAAACUUGUGAAGACUAUUCUUGAUCAGGGUCAAAUUUCCCCAUUCAUCUCAAAUAUACGACCUAUAGUUUGGAAUUUAGAUCAGGCAUUGAGCUUGUGCCCGAUACCAUCUACCCUAGUCAUAUGCGAUACCUCGGCACCUCCAUUCGAUCUAACGUACAACGGAUGCAAAUCUAUUAAUGCGGGAAAGUUUGUCGUUGGUAAAAAAGCAAGAUAUGUUGAAUACAGACCGUCACUCAAAAAAACCCAGCAGGAGGAAAUCAUAUUCUAA